AUGAGCCAGUCUCAUAAAAGUUCACAAGGUCAUCGAGCACCGGAUGAAAGGGAUGACUUGAUUUAUUGUCGUUUUCUCGCGACAGUUUUCAAAAAACCCUCAUCCACAAGUCAGAAACAAAGGAAUAAAACAGUGGAAAUAAGGAAGAAUGAAGAAAAUCCGUGGUACCUCAAAGGCGGAACAAUACAGCACAUAUUUGAUGAUCCUCACACUGACACUGGUGUUGUUGGAUCUUGA
Molecule: messenger RNA, 237 nt
Organism: Gongylonema pulchrum
Lineage: Eukaryota; Metazoa; Nematoda; Chromadorea; Rhabditida; Gongylonematidae
Source: the annotation of a GenBank genome assembly